AUGAACGCCUGUCUCGGUGGAAUCUGGCUCUGGCUCCCUCUGCUCUUGACCUGGCUCAGCCCUGAGGUCAGCUCUUCAUGGUGGUACAUGAGAGCUACAGGUGGCUCCUCCAGGGUGAUGUGUGACAAUGUGCCAGGCCUGGUGAGCCGCCAGCGGCAGCUGUGCCACCGACACCCGGACGUGAUGCGUGCCAUCGGCCUGGGCGUGGCCGAGUGGACAGCAGAGUGCCAGCACCAGUUCCGCCAGCACCGCUGGAACUGCAACACUCUGGACAGGGAUCACGGCCUCUUCGGCAGGGUCCUGCUUCGAAGUAGCCGGGAAUCUGCCUUUGUUUACGCCAUCUCUUCAGCUGGAGUUGUAUUUGCCAUCACCAGGGCCUGUAGCCAAGGAGAAUUAAAAUCCUGUUCCUGUGACCCAAAGAAGAAGGGAACCGCCAAGGACAGCAAGGGCACUUUCGACUGGGGUGGCUGCAGUGAUAACAUUGACUAUGGGAUCAAGUUUGCCCGAGCCUUUGUGGACGCCAAGGAAAGGAAAGGAAAGGAUGCCAGAGCCCUGAUGAAUCUUCACAACAACAGAGCCGGCAGGAAGGCUGUAAAGCGGUUCUUGAAACAGGAGUGCAAGUGUCAUGGCGUGAGCGGCUCAUGUACCUUGAGGACCUGCUGGCUGGCCAUGGCCGACUUCAGAAAAACAGGCGAUUAUCUCUGGAGGAAGUACAACGGAGCCAUCCAAGUUGUCAUGAACCAGGAUGGCACUGGUUUCACUGUGGCUAACAAGAGGUUUAAAAAGCCAACGAAAAAUGACCUCGUGUAUUUUGAGAAUUCUCCAGACUACUGUAUCCGGGACCGAGAUGCAGGCUCCCCGGGUACAGCAGGCCGUGUGUGCAACCUGACUUCCCGAGGCAUGGACAGCUGCGAAGUCAUGUGCUGUGGGAGAGGCUAUGACACCUCCCGCGUCACCCGGAUGACCAAGUGCGAGUGUAAGUUCCACUGGUGCUGUGCUGUGCGCUGCCAGGACUGCCUGGAAGCCCUGGAUGUGCACACGUGCAAGGCCCCGAAGAGCCCCGACUGGGCGGCUCCCACAUGA
Messenger RNA from Eubalaena glacialis (North Atlantic right whale), 1083 nucleotides. It is a transcript of the gene WNT2, whose product is annotated as Wnt family member 2. The transcript is spliced from 5 exons. Gene Ontology annotation, molecular function: cytokine activity; frizzled binding. Bases 1 to 1083 code for a protein of 360 amino acids. Lineage: Eukaryota; Metazoa; Chordata; Mammalia; Artiodactyla; Balaenidae. The record is from RefSeq and is a predicted model, not a curated record. Gene Ontology annotation, cellular component: extracellular region. Gene Ontology annotation, biological process: multicellular organism development; cell fate commitment; neuron differentiation.